AUGAGUGCCCACCUGGCCAUGCCGCCCUACCUGCCCUACCCCGGCCCGGUCAGGUACGGAGACUAUUACUGGCUCUCUGCAGGGAGCGCGGACAGCGUGUCCGCCGAGGAGCCUCCGGCGGCCGACGCCCUCCCCUUCCGCGCGGCGAAGACGCCCAGCCAGCCAGAUGCCUCUCCGGCUUCCUCCAUCUCUGGGACACUCAUCCAGUACACCCCUGACUCUGCCACUAGCCCCACCGCAGAGCGCACAUCUCCCCAUCCCUCUCUCCAGAAGGUCAAGGAGGAAGGCGAGGGUGUGGUGAAGAAGGGCAAGAACCGCACAGCCUUCUCCCAGGAACAACUGCAAACCCUGCACCAGCGGUUCCAGAGCCAGAAGUACCUCAGCCCCCAGCAGAUCCGGGAGCUGGCUGCUGCCCUGGGGCUCACCUACAAGCAGGUGAAAACAUGGUUUCAGAAUCAACGGAUGAAAUUUAAACGUUGCCAGAAGGAGAGACAGUGGGUGGAAAAAGGGAUGUAUCUAUCACAGAACGGGUUCCAUCAGGCUGCGUACCUGGAUAUAACCCCCACGUUUCACCAGGGCUUCCCUGUCAGUGCCAGCAGAAACCUUCAGGCCGUCACCAACAUGCACCAGGCUUACGGCAGCGGUCAGACUUAUGGGAAUGGGCAGAGCCUCUACUCGUUCAUGGCUGUGGAGGAUGAGGGGCUCUAUGGAAGAGGUGGGACAAGCUACAAUACCCAGCAAGCCAUGGGUUUAUUGAGCCAGCAGAUGAACUUCUAUCACGGCUACCCUGCCGAUAUGGAUUAUGUUGGCCUGGAGUCAGAAGACACCUACGUCUUCCAGAGCACCUCUGACAGUGUUGCACCCUUCUCGAGCUCUCCUUUACGGCAUCAGUACCAGGCCCCUUGGCAUCCCCUGGGGACCCAGAGUGGUUAUGAGUCUUAG
Gavia stellata (red-throated loon) is the source of this 942-nucleotide messenger RNA. RefSeq names its product homeobox protein NANOG-like. The transcript is spliced from 4 exons. The coding region runs from base 1 to 942 and encodes 313 amino acids. Gene Ontology annotation, biological process: regulation of transcription by RNA polymerase II. Lineage: Eukaryota; Metazoa; Chordata; Aves; Gaviiformes; Gaviidae. The record is from RefSeq and is a predicted model, not a curated record. Gene Ontology annotation, molecular function: RNA polymerase II cis-regulatory region sequence-specific DNA binding; DNA-binding transcription factor activity, RNA polymerase II-specific.